GACGUGCAACAAGUGACUUUGACCAACUGAGAGGAGAUGGAGUUUUCGCUCUGUGUCACAGCUGUUUACAGAGCUUGAUCGACAAAUAAACGCAUAUUUUUUGGAUAAACGACUAACAGCGAGAGGAAUUUGGUUGUUUCGUUCAGUGUUCCUGAUGGAGUCUUAUAGAGUUAGCGGCAUUCCAAACACUGGAAUACCGCAAGGCUAUAUGCAGCCUUCCCACUCAAGGGGACAGAGCAAUGGUACUUAUGGACUCAGUAUCAGAGUUCAAGGAAUAGAUGGACACCCCUAUGUGGUCCUCAAUAACCAGGAUAGAGUUCCGAACCCAUAUGCAGUGCCACAAAACAAUAAUGGACAUAUGGAUUCUGAAAGCCCAUUCAAUUAUGAUGAAUAUGAUUUCAAAGGAACCAGGAAGAAUCUUUCUGAAGGUCCAUAUAUGGACUUUAUGUCUCCAAAGCUCCAUGGAGGUCCUCACAAUGGGACUUCUGAUCCUAAGAAGCAGUCCAGUCUUUUAAACUUCCAAAAGCAUCCAGAGAUUCUCAAGCCAUAUGAUCCUGAGAGCAAUACUCUUGAUAGCUUUCAAAGUCUGCCUUCAGUUGAGAAUCAAAAUCCCUACCCAGGAUCCCUACCCAGAGCCAACUCCCCAGUUGUGAGCCAAGCCAGAUCCUCCAGCCAAGUUCCAGAAGCAUCUUUACCAGGGGACAGGGGACACACCCAACCUCAGGUUCAUCCCCAUACACUUUCAUUCAAUGUACAACCUCAAACAGGUCCAACCAAAGACCGUGUUCUGGCACAGCCUCAGGUCAAACCCCCUGUUCAAGCACAACCUCAGGUUAAGCCGCCAUUUAAGACUCCAGUGCCCUACCAGACUCGGACUCAGCCUUCACAACGCCUUCCAGUUCCUCAGCCAUCUACAAUAGCCAGCAACCCCAGUGACCAAACCAAGGCCUCUUCUAGACCUUCCAGUUCAGUGAGUAGUGCAAACUCCACUUUGGAACGAAGUCGACGUGAACCAGACGUGUUGCCCUUGCGCCGUAUUGACUCCAGUGGCCCUGUGCUACAGUCUUCCUCCUCCCGAAAUUCCUCAAUAGGCUCCACCACACCAACCAAGGAAGACCAGUUGGACCAGCUUUAUGCAGAGACUAUCAACCGUCAUGAGAACCGGCGCUACCUCCCUUUCCUGCCUGGCACAGGGCGUGACAUUGAUACUGGUUCCAUCCCAGGUGUGGAUGAGCUCAUCAAGAAGUUUGACAGUAAAGAGACUCAACAACGCAGGGGUCGGUCAGGGCGGAGGAAUCGACUUAACCCAGAAGACCGCAAGCGAUCCCGUAGUGUCGAUAGCGCCUUGCCAUUCAGCCUUGGGGGUGACUCUGACUACUUGGAUGAAGUUAGCCGGAAUCGAGGCAGGUCUACAGAGCAUCUCCUUCGUCCAUCACUGCUCCUGCAGAAGGCCGCUGGAGUGAAGACUUCCCCCAUGUCACCAACUUCCACUGUUGGACCCAGGAUAAACCUAAGAAACAUGACACAAGUUAAAAGUGCUCCAGGCUCUCCUCAGGGCACAGUCUCCAACUCUUCAGCUGCUAUUUUAAGGUACAAGAAUCCCCUGAGUCGUCCCUCUGUAGCACCUGUAGAGAAUAAAAAUGAAGAGGCCAAACCAUCACAGAGUGUGAAGUGCCUGUCAAGUGUGAAAACGGGAUCAAUCUCUCGUCCCGCUGUCAAUGGUAAAACAUCAAGAACCGAAGUGGAUGCUCAGGUGACACCUGAUCUUCUGAAAGGUCAAGAAGAGCUUUCACAACAAACAAAUGAAGAGACUGCCAAGCAGAUAUUAUUCAGUUACCUCAAAGAUGGGAACAAUGAUAACGAUGACACUACCAAGAGAAAGGUCAACCUGGUGUUCGAAAAAAUCCAGACCUUGAAGUCACGGGCCGCUGGGAACGUGCAAGGCGACAACAAAUCUCCAGACCUUGCAGCCCAGGCUAGAGCCCUUCAGGAGCAGAAAGCAGAACUGGAAAAAGAAAUCGCUGAUCUUAAGAAACAGCUUGAGGAUGAAAGCAAGAAGCGCAGUGAUCUGAAUGAGACUCAGCUGAAGGUGGGAGCGGGAGUGAAAGACUUGAGGAGAGAGCUGGACCAGAGUCAAGCCGAGUGCAGCAGACUGCGGGACAAGCUUAGUAAAACAGAGGCUGACCUGCGCACUACAGUGGAGGAACUCUACCAGGUGAAAAUGGAGAAAGAGCAGUACCAGACUGAGAUCCGAGACCUGCAAGACCAGCUCUCAGAGAUGCACGAUGAGCUGGAUGGAGCCAAACAAUCUCAAACAGACAGCACAGACAAAGAGGCCAUGAUGGAGGACUUUAUGCAACUGAAGCUAGACCUCCAGGAGCUGCUUCUAGCCAAAGAGGAGCAGGAAGAGCUGCUGAGGAGGCGUGAGAGGGAGCUGACCGCUCUUAAAGGAGCUCUGAAAGAGGAGGUAGCAACUCACGAUCAGGAGGUGGAUAAACUUAGGGAGCAAUAUGAAAAGGAGAUCCGUAAGCUGCAGAAGGCUGUGGAGGAAGCUAAACAGAACAAUGUUACAGCCAGUAAGGAAAAGGAGGAAGUAGAGGCGGCACAGAAGGCAUCCGAAGGCCAGGCAGGCCGCCUGUCUCAGGAGGUGGAGAGACUGCGCAAGAGGGCACAGGAGCUGGAGAAUGAGGUUGCCAAACUCAACCGCAUCAUUGAUGAAGCCAAGCUGCAGGAGAGCAGGCUCGGGGAGCGAGCUGUCCGUCGGGAGAAAGAGAAAAGGCAGUUGGAGGAGUCUCUUGCUGAGAUCAGGGAACAGGAAGAGGAAAUGACCCGUGCAAACCGGGCUCUUAGCACUCGCCUAGAGGAUGUGCAGAGAAACUUGACCACAUUGACUCAAGAGCACCAUGAGCUGCAGGAGCGACUAAAGGAGGAGAGGAGUCAGAAAGAGCAGUUUAAGAACACCAAGAAUGAGAUUGAAGAUGAGAGGAGGCUGCUGGACCGAACUAUGGAGAAACUGCAAUGGGAGAUGAAUGAGAUAGUGGAGGCGUCUCAGAGCUCAACUCAGGAGCUGCAGGAGCAGAUAGACAUGUAUAAGGACAAGAACCGGAGGGAAAUGGCAGAGCUGCAGAAACAGCUGAGAGAGGGAGGACUGGAGCUGGAGAAAUCACGUCUUGCCGCCAAGACCCUUCAGGAGGAGCUGGCUCGUGUGCAUGAGGAUCUGCGGCAGUCUCAGAAAGACAGAGAUGAAGCGCUGCAGAGAGUGAAGGACCUGGAGCAGAAGGUUUUUGAACUAGAGGUCGAGACUGAGACCAAAACCCAUUCAAAUGACAAAACCAGACAAGUCAAACUCUUGGAGGACCGUCUGUCUGCGGUACAGAUGGAGAUGGAGGAGGAGAGACAGAAUGGAGACUUGCUGUUGGAGAGAAUAGACAGGGGAAGAGAACAGUUGGAGCAGAUGAGGAAUGAGCUGAUGCAGGAAAGAGCCAGCAGACAGGAUGUGGAGUGUGACAAGAUGUCUCUGGAGAGACAGAAUAAGGAUCUGAAGAGCAGGAUUGCAUAUCUGGAGGGAUCUCACAAGCCUAGUAAAGAGGGAUUGGUGCCCCAGCUGGAGAACCGUAUCCAGGAACUGGAGGAAAGACUGGAAGCAGAGGAGAGGGAACGUGGUAACCUGCAGCUGGUGAAUCGUCGACUAGAGCGCAAAGUGAAGGAAACGAUGAUGCAAGUGGAUGAAGAGCAUCAUUCACUGCAGGAUCAGAAAGAUCAGCUGAACCUGCGUCUGAAGGCUCUGAAGAGGCAGAUGGAUGAGGCGGAGGAGGAGAUCGACCGACUGGAACACAACAAGAAGAAACUGCAGAGAGACCUGGAGGAGCAGCAGGAGGCCAACGAACAACUCCAGAGUCAGCUCAAAGCACUGCGCAGUGAGAUGAGGCGUAAGAGCAACUGUUUCCAUAAUAAUGAGUUAGGAGACAAGUUGAAGUAUUUUAUGUCUAUACAGAGAGCAUCUGAGACUAAAGUAGCCACCCGGGACAUUGGAGUUGGCUGUGACCUCCCCAUUAGAUCUGAGGAGCUGCCGGAUAUCACUCCUGUCCAACCCAGCCCCAUCUCAUCAGCCCCAAGAUCCUCUAGCAGACUGAACUAUAGUCUUCUUAAAUACACUCCUGGUCAGUACAGCACAAUGCUGAGCUCCAGUGUAGUACAUACACAAGAAACUGCAACCAGUCCCACACAAACGGCACCUCUGUCUUCAAGUUAUGUUCAGACCAGCCAUGAAGACGGGGACUCCAAAUCUCCAACAGGCUCAGAACUGUCCUCUACCACCAGUCCUAGAGCGAGAACCAGCCCGUCACAGAUCUACACUCCUUUUAUGAAGCUGAUGGAGAUGAGCUCUAAAAUGAACAUUGACUGA
Messenger RNA from Sinocyclocheilus grahami, 4405 nucleotides. Its product is annotated as cingulin-like protein 1. NCBI's taxonomy places the organism in Eukaryota, Metazoa, Chordata, Actinopteri, Cypriniformes, Cyprinidae. The transcript is spliced from 22 exons. The record is from RefSeq and is a predicted model, not a curated record. Gene Ontology annotation, cellular component: bicellular tight junction; myosin complex. Bases 155 to 4405 code for a protein of 1416 amino acids. Gene Ontology annotation, biological process: protein localization to cell-cell junction.